Messenger RNA from Amphimedon queenslandica, 1366 nucleotides. RefSeq names its product putative GPI-anchored protein pfl2. The transcript has a single exon. The record is from RefSeq and is a predicted model, not a curated record. NCBI's taxonomy places the organism in Eukaryota, Metazoa, Porifera, Demospongiae, Haplosclerida, Niphatidae. The annotation marks the transcript as partial.
GUUACUUCAUCGAAUGCUACUGUCAGUCCAUCUAAUAGUUCAUCGGGUGCUACCGUCACUCCAUUAGUUAGUUCAAUGGAUGCUAGCCCAUCAGUUACUUCAUCAGAUGCUACCGUUAGCCCAUCAGUUACUUCAUCGAAUGCUACUGUCAGUCCAUCUAAUAGUUCAUCGGGUGCUACCGUCACUCCAUUAGUUAGUUCAAUGGAUGCUAGUCCAUCAGUUACUUCAUCAGAUGCUACCGUCACUCCAUCAGUUACUUCAUCGAAUGCUACUGUCAGCCCAUCUAAUAGUUCAUCAGGUGCUACCGUCACUCCAUCAGUUAGUUCAAUGGAUGCUAGCCCAUCAGUUACUUCAUCAGAUGCUACCAUUAGUCCAUCUGUUACUUCAUCGAAUGCUACUGUUAGUCCAUCUAAUAGUUCAUCGGGUGCUACCGUCACUCCAUUAGUUAGUUCAACAGAUGCUAGUCCAUCAGUUACUUCAUCAGAUGCUACCGUUAGCCCAUCAGUUACUUCAUCGAAUGCUACUGUUAGUCCAUCUAAUAGUUCAUCGGGUGCUACUGUCACUCCAUCAGUCAGUUCAAUGGUUGCUACUAGUUCAUCAGUUGCUACCAUCAGCCCAUCAAUAGUUUCUCCAUCACCUGAAGCAGUCAUGAGCUCUUUAGAUGAUAUUUUCUUCAGUUCAGUGGAUUUGGAUGCUACAUCUUCAGUCGCUACACUGGAUCUCAUUGCUUCUUCUUCUCCAGUUAUUUCUGCCAUGACAAGCUCUUCAUUUAUCAGCAUCACUGAUGUCAAGUUUACAGCAACACAGACUGAUUCUACAUCUACAAUCCAUUCAUUUUCUAUUGGUAUUCCAUCAACAUCCAUCAGCAUAACCAGCAACAUCAGUAGUACAGUAUUUGAUGUUUCUUCUAUAGUGUCUAGUCUCGUUAUUUCAGUUACUGAUUUAAGUUCAACAUCACUUGAUGUCACCAGCAGUUAUCUUACAACAAGACCUGAUGUCACCAGUACUUCUCUUGCUACAACACUUAAUGUUACCAGUACUUCUCUUGCUACAACACUUAAUGUUACCAGUACUUCUCUUGCUACAACACUUAAUGUUACCAGUACUUCUCCUGCUACAACACUUAAUGUUACCAGUACUUCUCCUGCUACAACACUUGAUGUUACCAGUACUUCUCUUGCUACAACACUUAAUGUUACCAGUACUUCUCCUGCUACAACGCUUAAUGUUACCAGUACUUCUCUUGCUACAACACUUAAUGUUACCAGUACUUCUCCUGCUACAACGCUUAAUGUUACCAGUACUUCUCUUGCUACAACACUUAAUAUCACCAGUACUUCUCUUGCUACAACACUUGAUGUUACCA